GUGAAGCAUCAAGGUCCGUACAACGUGCAGCGUCACCUCAGCACACAGAAAGUUCCAUACAACGUGCUCAAUGACGUCGGCGCGCUGUCAUCUGCCCCGGAAGUGGACCGCUGUUUGUAGGUGAACCUGUAACAGCUAUGACCUGCACAAUAGAAAAGAUCCUACAAGAUGCCAAGACUCUGCUGGAGAGAUUAAAAGAUCACGAUAAUGCUGCAGAAUCCCUUAUUGACCAGUCCAGCUCACUUCACAAACGUAUGGAAGGAAUGAAAGAUGUUGGGACAGCCCUACCAGACAAGUUCCAGGAAGAUCUCUCAGAGUUAAAGGAUGCCUCAAAAUACAAACCUCAUGUGUUAUUGUGUCAGGAGAACACACAGAUCCGAGAUCUUCAACAGGAGAAUAAAGAGCUGUGGCUGUCUUUGGAAGAACAUCAAUAUGCACUGGAACUCAUCAUGAGCAAGUACAGAAGACAGAUGCUGCAGUUAAUAGCCAACAAGAAACCAGACCCUAAAGAGCCAGUGUUGGAAGCCCAUGAGAUCUAUUCAUCUGUAAGCCAUUUUGAAAUUGAGGGCCAGAUUGAUAAAAUCUGUGAGAUGGGGGAAGUGAUGAGAAAAGCAGUUCAGCUUGAUGAAGAUCAGACAUAUAAUGUCCAAGAGAGGCUUGCCCAGCUAGAGCUGGAAAACAAGGAGCUUCGAAACAUACUUUUAGCGAGCAAGGAGUCUCUACAGUCUGGCAAAAAGGAGUCUGAAUGGAACUACGAGAAAGCCCAGUGAUGGGUCUUGGACUACCAAUGUUUAACGUAGUCAAUGGACAUUGUCAUUAUUUUAUAGAAACUUUUCCCAAAGACUGAGCAAGAUUGGUGUUUCAUUACCUGUGUUUCUGCCUCUGUAGUUCAAUAUUUUUUUGGAAGUGGCAAAAGGGCUGUCUGGUAAACUUGAGGUGGUUGCUGCUGUGGAAAAUCCACCAGCUUAGGUAAAUGAAGAAUACAAAUGCAAAAUGCUUACACUUUUUACAGAUGUUUACUAUUUUGAAAUGAAAUGUAAAAAAAAAAAUAUUGGUAAUCUUAGUGGCAUCAAAGUUGUUAACUUGUUAAAGGGACAUGGAAAUAUAUAUUACAUUUAAAGGUUCAGAUAAAGCAUGCAAUUAUAAAACGUUUAACAUGUUUCAGGUUAUUAGCUCAACAUAUAUGUUCAGUUAGUUCUCAGUAGCACGGUGCUGCUCUGGAGCUUACUUUAACUAUGUGUUUAACCCUGCAGCGGACGUUAAACACAUGCUUAUAUGCAGGCAACAGUGAAGUAAUAAAAUGCUCUAACACAUUACAGUAUUUUCUUUAUGCACUUAUAAGUCCCUUAAUGGGAUAAUGAUAGAUUACUUUAGUUUAUCACUUUGAUUUAUUUUUCAUUCUUGCAUCCCAAAACAUACUUAAGAGAGUGAUUUACAGUCUAGGAACAAAGAGAUUUUAAUAUAUGUAACAUGCGUAACAUUACCCCAUAUCAUGUCCUUUUGUUCCUUGCCCAUAAGUCUUUCAUAUAUGUGUGCAAACGACGUACUGUUAUCUGAUCCAUCUAUCAAUACACGUUGACUUAUUUAUACUGGUGCCAGAAUUUUUAUGCCCCUAUAUACCAACUAUGUUGGAUUAGACAGUGUUUUGAAACCAUACAUCAGUUAUUGGCGUUGAAGUUAGCUUCUUUUUUCCCCAUUUGUGAGUGAUUAUUAGGCCAAAAUUAAACCAGUUUAUUACAGUAAAGUUGUAAACUUUAACAAUUCAGCUGCAAGGAAAUGUUACUUUUGUGUUUAAAAUUACUCUUAGCAUAUAAACAUCACUGAUGGACUUGUACUGAUGUGAGCAAACAGCAUUCUAAUCCCUCAUAUAUUUUCAUCCCUGCUAGAAAUGUUGACACAGAGAUAAAACCAAGGAAUAUGUAACUUAAUAACAGUGCUGUUUAAUGCGCAGGACCUGCUUGCAGCAAUUUCACUUAUACCACAUCAAUCAAAAGAUUUCACAGUCAUCGUUUCACUGGAUAGGUUAGAUGGAUAUAACUGCUCCUUUGACUAAGUAAGCUAGUUUUGCCUGAGCUUAAAGGGACAGUUUACCCACAAUUUUUCUCCCCUUUAAUUUGUUCCCAAUGAUCAUUUUUACCUGUUGGAGUGUAUUACAUUUUUUACAACUAUCUCCUUUACCCUUAUUUCGGAAACAUCUCCUUUACCAUUAUUUCGGCAUCUGAAAAAGCUGAUUUAUCCUGUGGCAUCCUUACCUAUACUGAAAGUUUCUAUACUUAAGUAUAGGCUGUUGACAAACUAUGUAAACGUAACCAGCAGAAGAAAUUACACUCCUGGUGGGGUGUAGAAGAAAUAACUAAUACAAUUAUAAUUUCUCAUAUUUUAUUCACUGCAUGCAGCUGGUAUAACAAGUUUUUGGAAAUAAAUUAAGGGAAAAAUAAUUUUACAGUACAUUGUACCUUUAAGGUAAUGUGCAGUUCCUUGUAUUUUAUAUAUAUGUUUGUUUCUUUUGUUUGGAAAAAUUAACCCCUAUGGGGAAAAAUAGAGAUAUUUAUACAAAUUUACUAUGUUUGCUGUAUAUUUAUUUUCUUGUGGGAGGGAAGUUAGUUUUAAGUCAUGGUUAAUUCUUUCUCUGGCAAGUUUUUCUGUAUUACAAUGAGUUUCAGAUCUUGAUUUUCCUUUAGAAUAGUAUUAAAGGGAUAUGAAAACAUUUUUUUCUUUCAUGGUUUAAAUAGAACAUGCCAUUUUAAGCAACUUUCUAAUUUACUCCUAUUAUCAAAUUGUCACUUGGUAUCUUUAUUUGAAAAGCAGGAAUGUAAGCUUAGGAGACGGACCAUUUUUGGUUCAGCACCUGGCUAGCGCUUGUUUAAUUGGUGGCUCUAUCUGAAUCAUGAAAGAAAAAAAUGUGGGUUUCAUAUCCCUUUAAAUGGACAGUAAAUGUUUAAAAUGAUUGCAAUAUAUUAUGCCGAUUGAAGUAUAAAUAUAUAGUUAAUGCAUUUUUGUUUAAAAUAAAUAACUAUAUAUCUUAAGGUA
Bombina bombina (fire-bellied toad) is the source of this 3030-nucleotide messenger RNA. RefSeq names its product suppressor of IKBKE 1 (gene SIKE1). The record is from RefSeq and is a predicted model, not a curated record. Bases 138 to 770 code for a protein of 210 amino acids. Lineage: Eukaryota; Metazoa; Chordata; Amphibia; Anura; Bombinatoridae. The transcript has 6 exons.